AUGUCGUACCCAUUAGUUUGUUUAGGUAAUCCAUUAUUGGAUUUACAAGUUGACGUUGAACCAGAAUACUUAAGUAAGUAUGGUUUAAAGGAAAACGAUGCUAUUUUAGCCGAAGAAAAGCACUUCCCAAUUUAUGAGGAAGUUUUGAAGAAGUCUGGAUUAAAGACCGUUGCUGGUGGUGCUGCCCAAAACACUGCUAGAGGUGCUCAAUACAUCUUACCACCAAAGUCCGUUGUUUACUUUGGAUCUGUUGGUAAGGAUGUCUACGCUGACAAGUUGAAUGAGGCCAACGAACAAUAUGGCUUAAGAACCGAGUACCAAAUUCAAGAAGAAAUUGCUACCGGUAAGUGUGCAGCUUUGAUCAAUGGUCCACACAGAUCAUUGGUUACUGACUUGGCUGCUGCUAACCACUUCAAGGUUGACCACUUGGAAAAGCCAGAAAACUGGGCUAUUGUUGAAAAUGCUAAAUAUUACUACAUUGGUGGUUUCCACUUGACUGUCUCUCCACCAGCUAUUGAAAAAUUAGGUAAACAUGCUGCUGAAAACAACAAGGUCUUUGCCUUGAACUUCUCUGCUCCAUUCAUUCCACAGUUUUUCAAGGAUCCAUUGGCCUCAUCGCUCCCAUACGUUGAUUUCGUCAUUGCUAACGAAUCGGAAGCUGCUGCUUACGCUGAAACCCAAGGUUUAUCUGUCGAUUCAAAGGAUGUUGUUGCCAUUGCUAAGGAAGUUGCUAAGUUACCAAAGGCUAACAACAAGAGACAAAGAACUGUUGUUUUCACCCAAGGUACCGACCCAACGGUCACUGUUACUUACAACGAAUCCACCAAAGAGUUUGACGUCAAGGAAUACGCCGUUAGAAAGUUAGAAGAAAACAAAAUCACUGAUACUAAUGGUGCUGGUGACGCUUUUGCUGCUGGUUUCAUUGCUGCUCUUGUUGAAGGUAAAGAUAUUGCUCAAGCUGUUCAUGAAGGUCAAUGGGCUGCAUCUUUAUCUAUCCAAGAAGUUGGUCCAUCUUUCCCAUUCCCUAAGCAAACCUACACUGCCUAG
Molecule: messenger RNA, 1047 nt
Organism: Debaryomyces hansenii CBS767
Lineage: Eukaryota; Fungi; Ascomycota; Pichiomycetes; Serinales; Debaryomycetaceae
Gene: ADO1
Product: adenosine kinase
Exons: 1
Coding region: 1-1047 (348 amino acids)
Biological process (GO): purine ribonucleoside salvage
Cellular component (GO): cytosol; nucleus
Molecular function (GO): adenosine kinase activity
Source: RefSeq, a predicted model, not a curated record